GAACAGCUACGCACCGGUACAGAAACCAUUCAAUCCCUCGACACGUGCACGAGAGGGAUUUCGUAGUGAUUGAGCAAGGACCCUAUGCUGUGUGUCUAAACUCUUGUGAAGUAAUUAGUUGUGUCAGGGCAGAAUGAGUCGAAAAUCACUCGUGCUUGUCUCCGUGCUAGUCGUGGGUGUGCUGUUAGCGGUGUCCCUGUACGACACGUUUGAUCCGAAUGUGGACUUGAAGGACAAACGAGUCAUAGUGUGCGGAGCAUCGACUGGUAUUGGUGAACAGAUUGCCUAUCUUUACGCCCGGGCUGGUGCAAGACUAGUGCUGGUUUCUCGCAGACUGCAAGUUCUACAGCAAGUGCAGGCGAAAUGUCGUGACCUGGGAGCAGCACAAGUGGAAGUGUUUGCCGGGGAUCUUUCCUUCAAGAAUACCAGCAAAGGUGUGAUUGAAUAUUCUGAGGAGAAGUUGGGAGGAUUUGAUCAUUUGAUACUGAACCACGUGAUAGGCUAUUACACCGUCUGGUCGAGCAAGUCUGAUUUGGAUUAUGCGACCAAAGUUGUGGAAGUCGAUCUCUUGAGCUACAUCUAUUUGACAACGUACUCACUGCCAGCAUUGGAGAGGAGUCAUGGAUCGGUAGUGGCUGUGUCAUCGGCAGUAGGUCUUUCUCCACUGGCACUAACUCAUGUGUACUCAGCAUCAAAGUUUGGCCUCCAUGGCUUCUUCGGGUCAUUACGACAAGAUCUGAUGAUUCAGAAGUCGAACGUGUCCAUCUCCUUGGUUGCACUGGGCCUGUUUGGCACUGACAACACAAAGGCCAAUACUAAAGACAAACUACCUGAUGUUCUGAAGAUGUACGGAGACCCUGCAGAUGCUGCCUAUGCCAUUGCCCGCACCGCCACGCUGCGUCUUCGCCAAUGCAAUUAUCCCUAUGCAGAGACUAAGCUACUGCAAUGGGUACACUCCUUGUUCCCAAGUCUAGUUGAUGGCGUAAUGGUACAUUUAUUCCAAGACAGGCUUCCCCAUUUGUAUGAAGGCCAGACGCCAUACGGCCUGAACACCUACAACAGCUGAGGUGCCAGAGUGCAGGACCACUGCAUACAGUCAAAUUGCUGAGUCAAUGUUGUGGGUCCAUUGUUAUUAGGCAUAUGCCUGUCUUGAUUUCCACUGUAAAUAUAGUAUACAACAAUGUUGAGCCUAAUAAACGUCAUGCUGUUGGGAAAACCCAUGCGGCGAUCGCUUUGUAGUUCCAUAGCCACAGUCAGAAAGUCUUCUUGCUGCUUAGUGCAGUUCAUUAGGCCUAGUAAACUGCGUUUGCUUUGUGGUGGAAUGUGAGCAACAUUGCCUAAACUGGCUACCUAAGUUUAUUAAAAUAAACCGUUAUAGCUGA
Sycon ciliatum is the source of this 1382-nucleotide messenger RNA. RefSeq names its product hydroxysteroid 11-beta-dehydrogenase 1-like protein. Gene Ontology annotation, cellular component: intracellular membrane-bounded organelle. Gene Ontology annotation, molecular function: oxidoreductase activity. NCBI's taxonomy places the organism in Eukaryota, Metazoa, Porifera, Calcarea, Leucosolenida, Sycettidae. The transcript has a single exon. Bases 134 to 1066 code for a protein of 310 amino acids. The record is from RefSeq and is a predicted model, not a curated record.